AUGUCUUGCUGAGGAGGAGGUGGUGGCUUCUGCUCGGUGAAGAAAAAAGGUCCUGAUUUUAUUUUUCCAGAACGCGCCCGCCGCUUGCGCAAGCCGCGUCUCGAUGCAGAGGCUGCUCGCGCGUCACCAGCGCGCGAGAGUACGUGCGCGCCUUCCUGAGGGAGACGGAAAAUCGGGUUUAAUUUGGGAUUUAACGCGUGUGUCGUGUAAUUUGGGAUAUAUAUGAUUAACCGCGAUUUUCUGAACCGAAUGGAUGCGGGAAUGAUGCCUCUCCGUGUCGGGAGUUCCUUUCUGUGCCUCUUUGUAGCGGUGAUGAGCUCUGUGAUACAUACCAGCUUCUCCCUGCCUCAUUACGGAGACGCCUUGGUAAAGACGAGGGCUCGGCGUGAUGACGCCAGGUUCCUCGGGAGAGAGAACACGGUACCGGUCCGCUUGGUGUACCGAGUGGACGGAGACAGUCAGGCCGCUCAUAAUGUUCUCAACACACGGCUUCGAUUGAGCUCUGACAGUAAACAGAACCACAUGGCACAGGCUAGCUUCCAGGUGCAGGCCUUCGGACAGACCUUCAUUUUAGACGUGGAACUGAACCAUGAUCUUCUAUCAUCAAAUUACAUUGAGAGGCACAUAUCAGAGGAGGGGAAUUCAGUUGUCAACAAAGGUGGAGAACACUGUUACUACCAUGGGAAAGUAUGUGAUAUUCCGAAGUCAUAUGUGGCGCUUUCAACUUGCCAUGGAUUACAUGGGAUGUUCUUUGAUGGGAACCACACAUACAUGAUCGAACCAGGAGGAGAGAAUACUACAAGUGAGGAGGUUCACGUGCACAUGAUUUAUCAGUCUCCUGGUUUGGACCCCCCAGAGGACUUCAUUUCUGCAGUUCACCUGGCAGAGUCACCGUUCCAGAACCCUCCACUGUCCAGUGCCGCCCACAGAAGGAAAAAGAGACAGAUAGCACAAAAUCCACGGAGUGUUGCAGAUGAGACCAAAUAUAUAGAGCUGAUGGUCAUAAAUGAUCAUUUGAUGUACAAGAAACAUCGCCUUUCCGUUGGACAGACAAAUAAUUACGCUAAAUCUGUUGUGAAUAUGGCUGAUCUGUACUUCAAAGAGCAAAUCAACACUAGAAUUGUCUUGGUUGCGAUGGAAACGUGGGCUGCGGACAACAGGUUUAACAUCAACGACGAUCCUAUGGUGACAUUACGAGAGUUUAUGAAGUACCGAAGAGACUUUAUUAAAGAAAAGUGUGACUCCAUUCACCUUUUCUCGGGCAACCGUUUUCAUAGCAACUGGGGAGGAGCCUCAUACAUAGGCGGAGUCUGCUCACUCACUAAAGGAGGCGGAGUCAAUGAGUAUGGAAAGACUGAAGAAAUGGCCAUAACUCUCGCCCAGUCACUGGGACAAAAUAUCGGCAUCUUUUCUGAUAAGAAACGCAUUUUAAACGGGGAGUGCAAGUGUGAAGAUAAAUGGUCUGGCUGCAUAAUGGAUGAUGUUGGCUUCUACUUACCCAAGAGAUUUUCUGACUGUAAUGUGGAAGAGUAUCAUGAUUUCCUGAACAGUGGAGGUGGUGCGUGUCUCUUCAACAAACCUUCAAAGCUCUUGGAUCCUCCAGAGUGCGGAAAUGGUUUUGUGGAGGCAGGAGAGGAGUGUGACUGUGGAAGCCCAGCCGAGUGUGCUAGAGAAGGAGAGGACUGCUGCAAGAAAUGUAUGUUGACUCAGGGAGCCAAAUGCAGUGAUGGUCUCUGUUGUAAGAACUGCCAGCUGGAGUUUAUGGGUGUACUUUGUCGUGAGGCUGUCAAUGAUUGUGACAUACCGGAAAUGUGCACUGGGAACUCCAGCCAGUGUCCUCCAAACCUGCACAAGAUGGAUGGGUACACAUGUGAGAAAGAGCAAGGAAGAUGUUUCAAUGGCAGGUGCAAAACCAAGGACAGACAGUGCAAAUACCUCUGGGGAGAGAAAGCAACAUCGGCUGAUAAGUUUUGCUAUGAGAAACUCAACAUUGAGGGCACAGAGAAGGGCAACUGUGGACGAGAUAGAGACACCUGGAUUCAGUGCAAAAAACAGGAUGUACACUGUGGAUACCUGCUGUGCUCCAACAUUUCUCCUGCACCCAGACUAGGAGAGUUACAGGGAGGAUUGACAUCUUUCUCUGUGGCCCAGCACAGCGCCUCACUGGACUGCAGUGGAGGGCAUGUGCUGAUUGACGUCGACACUGAUUUGGGAUACGUAGAGGAUGGAACGGCGUGUGGGAUGGAUCACAUCUGCUUUAAUCACAAAUGCCUCCCAGUGCAGGAAUUCAACUUCAGCACGUGCCCCGGCACCAACGAAAGGGUGAUCUGCUCCGGACAUGGGGUGUGCAGUAAUGAGCUCAGGUGUGUGUGUGACCUGGGCUGGGCAGGUGAGGAAUGUAACGCCACCUCUCCUUUGAGUUACCUGCUGGUGCGACCCACAGCCAAAACAUCAGGCGUCAUCACUACUAACAUCAUCAUCGGGGCCAUUGCGGGCUCUAUCCUGGUCCUUGCACUGAUUCUAGGCAUUUCUGCAUGGGGAUACAAGAGCUACAGACAGCGUCAGUAUGUUGAGUCUGACGUACACAGAAGAUUCUGUCGUCAAAUGCCUCCGGGUGAUUACGUGAAGAAGCCUGGAGACGCUGAUUCCCUGUACAGUGACAUGCCGCAGGGCGUGAGCUCAAACUCCGGCAGCAGCUCCAAGAAGAGGUCUGCUUACCUGUCUCACCUCCAGAUCAACACCUGCUCUUUCACCCCCUCUAUCCCUUCCAUCAGCCAAAACAUCUCUCUGUUCGGCUUCAGAUCUAAUGGUAUGUCUCACUCCUGGAGUGAAAGAAUCCCAGAUGCCAAGCACAUCUCUGACGUCUGUGAAAACGGACGACCCAGGAGCAACUCAUGGCAAGGAAACAUCACAGGUACCCGUAAGAAGCUCAAGGGAAAGAAGUUCCGUCCUCGCUCCAACUCCACAGAGACACUGUCACCCGCCAAAUCGCCCACUUCUUCAACGGGCUCCAUCGCCUCCAGCCGGAGAUACCCCUACCCCAUGCCUCCCCUUCCAGAUGAGGAGAGGAAGGCCAACAGACAGAGUGCCAGGCUGUGGGAAACAUCAAUAUAAAAGAACUCCUCGAAACUGGUCUGCAAAACUCCGUAAGGAUUUCUCUGCUUUUGUAUGAAUGAGAAAACAAAAUAAGUAAGAAAAUAAGGAAUUCAAAUGGAGAAACAAGGGACGAGUGAAUGGAAGAGUUGGGCAUGGUCUCCUCCGAUCUCUGUUUAGCAUUUGUGGCAUGGAGCCGUCUUACCCUGGACGUUGAGGAGUGCUGUAUCAGAAUGAAUUUCCUGCUGUCAUUCAUAAACAGGACUCAGGAACAUGAUUUCAUCACAAGACAAACCCGUAAUGACAGCCGUGCUGAGCAGACACAGAGACAACAGCAGCCACUCGUGCCCUCGUUAAACCCCGCCCCCACACACAGCCUGCCCCGCCCCCAAACACAUGCUGUCUUGUGAUUGGUGCCCUUGAUGUCCGGGUGCAAGAAGCUCAUGCAGGAGCAGGAAGUUAACUAUUGUUUUGAACGCACGCUGUCACUGUAGAACCUACUGCUGUAUGCAUGAGAAAACAUGUUUAUCGAUUCCUUGUAGUGUAACGAUGUACAAAUGUUUUAAGGUCUUUCACUCAAGGGUGCCGCAUGUAUUGAAGGACAGCUUCGUAGGCUGGUAAGAUUCAAUCCCAUGUCCACUUCACCAGAACAUCAUCCGGUCCCGUUCAUAGAGUCAUAUCUUCUCAGAGAAUUUUGUACAUAUGUCAUAUAAUUCAGAGUGAAAUGUGAGAGUGUAGUAAUUGAUCGGUUUUGACGUUUGGUUGUGGAGAGCGUGGUGGAACUUUUUUUCCGCUUUAAAGUGUCUGUCCUGUGAUCGUCUCCCUGAAUUUACAGAAUUAGUUUCAAGCCUAGCGCACGCUACACAGAAGCACCAUUUCAUGAAUUAUGCGUCAGAUCGUAGCAGUGCAUCGCAAACAAUGAUACUUUUGUAAUGAGCACAUUUCUGCGUCAGAUUGAGUAAAGAUGCUAAGAUCAACUGCAAAGUCGCGACUGAAGUGACAAUAGCCACAGACAUUUUUUUCCUACAUUGUGAUGUAACCAAUUAUCGAAAAAAAAGAGGACAGGGACUUGGUUCUAUUUGUUGGUAGCUGAUUGGAUGGAGGCAGAUCUGAAUGUAGAGCCAAUGGGCGGAGCAUGGUGUCUGGCUCCCCCUCUCUGGAUGUAAUGGGUGGAGAUUUAAAGUCCAACCACUCCCUAACCAUAACCCUAUCUCUAAACACUAGGUCAAGCUCCACCCAUUAGGUCCAGAGAGGUGGAGCUGGAUUAGGUCAAGCUCCACCCAUUUGACUCUUUUGGCAAUUGUGAGAAAAGGGCGGAGUUUAAGUGAACUAAAUGAUGGAAGUCCAACAUGCAUCACCCUAGAGAAGUCUCGUUUUUAAUGCUUUUUCUGUUA
Molecule: messenger RNA, 4487 nt
Organism: Sinocyclocheilus rhinocerous
Lineage: Eukaryota; Metazoa; Chordata; Actinopteri; Cypriniformes; Cyprinidae
Gene: adam22
Product: ADAM metallopeptidase domain 22
Exons: 31
Coding region: 223-3114 (963 amino acids)
Biological process (GO): proteolysis
Cellular component (GO): postsynaptic density membrane
Molecular function (GO): metalloendopeptidase activity
Source: RefSeq, a predicted model, not a curated record